AUGAAACGAACGGCAUCGGUCGGGGCGAUCCUGCACGGACACAGACCGGUGAAAUUUCGCGACCGGAACGUAUUCGCGACGUUACUGUUCGGGAUAUUUUGCGUGGUCGUGUUUGAGAUGAUGUUCUUCGUGUUCUUUUCAAGCAGAGAGAGGACGAGCGGGAGCGGAAGAAGUCGACGGGAGUUACCGUUCGAGAGGACGAACAACGAGGUGGUAAUGUCAUCGUCGUCAAAAUCGUGCUUGCCGUCGAUCGAACCAAACGCGAAACCGUGCCCGCCGGCGGUUGCAAUGAUGCGAGAGUUGGACGCGUUGGUCGUCGCGGCGAAACCGACGUGCGCGAAUAAGCUCGCGUUGAUGAGUUUACGGCAAUACGCGAAUCCGAGACGGAUCAUCGUCGUCACGACGGAGAGAAGGUUUUGCGAAAAGUUUAAAACGGCGGCGGAUGGGAUCGAGUGUUUUCACGAGGACGAAUUCGUGGACGGAGUGACGAAAGAGAGAACGGCGGACGCGAUUGAAAAGUUUCGCACAAAGACGAAAGAAUCGAAGAACGAUGAUAAAAAUUUUAUGGGUCGAUCUUUGAGCGGGUGGUAUUUGCAACAGUUUAUCAAAUUGAGCGCGCAUAAGACGAAGAAACUGAACCCGCCGCUCUCGAAACACUAUUUAGUGUGGGAUUCGGAUAUGAUUCUGCUGAGACCGAUGAAACUGUUCGAUUCCGCGGGACGCGCGGUGAGAGCGAUUGGCGGGAACGUGGUGCCGAGUUACAAGAGAACGUACGAACGGUUGAUGUCCGGAAGCACGACUGGGAGGAAGAAUGAUGAUGGAGAAGUAGAUAACGCGGUGCAUUACGCGGACGAUGGGACGAGUUUUGUCGCGCACCAGAUGCUCUUCGAUGCGGAUGUCGCGGAGGAAAUGUUGAGCGCGUUCGCGAAGAGUAGUAGUAGGAGAAGAAGUAGCGGUAGCAAUACUAGUAGUAGUAGUAGUAGUAGCAGCAGCAGAAGCGAAGUUAAAGAUGUGCCGGAGGAUUUUGAAAGAGAAGAUGACCACGCGAGACGACUGCCUCCUUGGGGCGAAGCUAUCAUCCGCGAGGCGUACAGAGAACCGGAAAACGCGCACAUUGGCUUUAGCGAAUACGAAUCGUACGCUUCGUUCGUAUCGGCGCGACAUCCAGAGCUCGUGAAAUCGUUGACGUUGAAAAAUUGGGCCAGGAACCCAUUCUUUACUGGUUCCAUAGGCGUUGUCGUCACGAAAUACGUUCGCGUUGACGGUUUGUGUUGCCCAACGAGUAAAGUGCUGACGCCUGCGAGAUGGAGAAAUUUAGCGUACGUCGGGUUUGAAAUUGGCCACGCGGAGGCGACGUGCGACGUGAGAUCGCCAAAGUAUAAGGACGGGUACGGUUGGUAA
Molecule: messenger RNA, 1401 nt
Organism: Bathycoccus prasinos
Lineage: Eukaryota; Viridiplantae; Chlorophyta; Mamiellophyceae; Mamiellales; Bathycoccaceae
Exons: 1
Coding region: 1-1401 (466 amino acids)
Source: RefSeq, a predicted model, not a curated record